UGAAUUAAUCUUCUCUUGCCCGAACCAUUUGCAAUUCUUUUGCAAAGAAAUGAAGAUGAAAUGUCUCUCAAAAUGAUUUUUAUGAAAUUACUAAAAUACAGUUAAUCAAGCCCUCCAUAAAAGGAUUUGAAAGUGAAGCAAGGGAUAGUGGUGCCUGCCUUAAAUAUUCUUUUGGGGAGUUCUCAUCCUCAUAUGAGAGACUCAAAAUCACGUGUCAUCUUGGAGCCCUUCCCUUUCCACGCCUUUAGGGGAUUAUCCCUUUGCCCUCUCGCGGACCCUCUCUAUCUUGAAAGAUAAGACUAUUGUUGACGUAGACAAAAUGGCUACGAUGAUAGGCGCAUAGAAAUAUGUUCAGGGAUAAACAACAAGAUAGAAAUGCGCGUAAUAAGGGAAAAAAGAACUAGUGGCAUACGUAAUUUACAUACUUAAUAAGUUGUUGACUUCAUGUCUGUACUUCAGGUAAGGUGGUGUCGCCACUUGCGGUUGGAAUGAGCCCAUGACUUCCGGAACUAAUUUUCAUCAUGUUAUUUUUGGCGUAAAUGUUUUGAAUCACGCCUUUGAUGUGAAUGUUUAAGGCCUUAAGUAACCAGUCUCUAUUUGCAUGGUCGAAAAAGGCAUUCUUGUGACUGACGUAUGAAUGAAACGACGAUGAGAUAACAUUAAACUUUGAUAACUUUCAAACGGAAACAGGAACUACGGAAACCAUGAGAACUGCGUGUGCCGCUUGGUCCAAUACCGUUAAGUAUAGGCCGAAAAAUCCGCGUUAUAUCUUUUGCGGUAUUCAAAAGAAGAAAGAAGAUAUAUUUCAUGAAGAUAUGUUUCUUUAUAUGCUCCUCCAGGGCGGUAUGGAGGAAGAAGAUAAAGACAGAACAUUAAAAGCUGGAGAGAAACCUUCAGCUGUGCACCCUCCCACUACUAAGCCACGCCCUGUACCUCGGCCGCGCAACCAAGCCAAAGGAGCGACUACAACACAGAAUGGAAAACCAGAAAAAAUUCCUCCCAAACCUGUUAUACUUCCAAAACCACGAAGACCACCACCUAAUGCACCAAGUGCAAAACCAGUUGGUCUUGAGGAGGGAAAUGUGACUAAUAAUAAUGAAGAAGCAAUUGACAAGAGACCUUUAAGAAAACUGGAUUCAGUUACAGAGACAAGCAGCACCAGUCUUUCAUGUAGUAACUUACAGCCUUCUAAGGAAAGUACAAACAAUGUUGAAACAAUUCAUACUGAAAAUGGUGCUGCAGAUAUUAACUCUGUGGAUGAUGGUGAAUGGUAUGAGCCACUUAGACCAAGAACAGAAAGUGUGUCGUCAAACUCAGAAGAUGAUGAUUAUGAACACGUGACAACCAUAGAUAGAAGUAAAGACAGCCAAGCUAUGGUUCAAAGGGCUGACAGAAUCACACCAUCGCCUCCCCAGAAAAGGAGUGGAACUAAUGCUGAAUCCACACCAUCAUCUCCCCACAAAGCAGGUGGAAUGAUGGUUACACCUACCCCACUUAUCACCCAGAAAAUAAGCAGCAAAGCAAGUAAAAACUCCCCACCAACCCCUCGUAAAAUAAACGGUAUGGUCAGUAAAAACUCCCCACCUACCCCCCGUAAAAUAACCUGCACGGUUAGUAAAACUUCACCACCUGUACCCCGUAAAAGUAGUGGCAUAGCUACUAAAACCUCCUCACAGUACCCCCGUAAAAUAAGUGACACAAGACAACCAGAAGCCUAUGGGGAGAGUGCAAAUGCCAGUGAGGAUAUUUCUUCAGCUUCAAGAACUGUUGACUUACAACCAGCUGGAGAUAAAUCAAAGCCCUUACCACCAAAAAAGCCUCUUCCUUCUUUGCCAAAAGGAAUGGCUCUUCCUGGACAAAAACCACCAGCUGGCGAGGUAUUGUCAAGUAAACCACCACUACCUCAAAAGCCUCCACCUGAGCUGGGUUCCUCUCCUAAAAAAGACUGUCCACAGUCAUCUGUUGCUGCUCUAGCACAAAAAUUAUCAACAAUUCCUGUGUUCCCAUUCCGCGAUAACAAUACGGGUAAAGCCAGUGGUUUAUUUCCUUCUCCUGGUACUUCUCCGAGAGCAUCUCCUCUUUCCUCACCAAGACCUUCGCCACGUAACCUACAUGUACCAUUAAGUUCAUCACCACCGAAAUCUGAUUCCAAAUCAAAAUCAAGUGAAGUUGGUAAGCCAAACCCUCUUCCCAGACCUGGAGCUUCACCACAGAAAUCUUCAAGUCAACCAUCAUCUCCUCGACUUGGACAAGAAACAGAGAAACAUCCCCCAGUUAGACCCAGUCCUCCAUCAGCUGAGGCUGUGGCAAGGGCAAGACCAAGAACAGUGGAAAGUCUUGAGGAAACUGAGAGUCUUCUAAUAGAUAACACCCCAAAAGAGAUGGAUGGCCCUACUAGGAAAUCAUCUUUACCAGAACGCCGUAAGCAACGGUUGGCAACAGGACUUAAAUCUCGCCGCCCUGGUGUCAAACUCCCCUCACAAAAAUCCACACAAGCUCCAUGUAAUAGACGACCACCACCACCCCUUCCUCCAGGUGCUGUCCCUGUAGCUGACAAUGCACCAUCACGUAAAGUUCCACCUCUACCUGCUGUGCCUCGCCCACGACCAUUGUCAGCUUUGGACCAUAGACAAGAGAUUCCUGGUAGACCUGCUGUCAGCAAAUCUGUGUCAGAAAGUGACAUACAAAGGUUUACAUCAGCUGAAGACCAAUCUCAGUACUCCUAUGCCUAUGACCAUACCCUUCUUGGGGCCAGUCCACCCAAGCGAUCACUGUCAGCCCGUAAUCCACCUUCAGCUACAGUGUUUGAGUCUGAUAGUGCUUAUGUUGCACCCGAGGAAAGUAUUGUUAAUGAGUUCAUGGAAGACAUCCAUGGUAAAAGUACAUCAAUGACCUAUGAAGUAGCUGAUGAGCAAAGUGUAGCUGGAUUUAUGGACAGUUUAAAGAAGAACCAGACAUUGAAUGGAAUGCCUGCUGAUCUGAGUACAGAUGAAACAGAAUCUGAGUCCUCUGAUAGUGAUGACCAUGAGUAUUUUGAGCCACCUAUAGAGGAACAUGAGGAGGAAGAUGUUCAUGAUGACCAUGAUGAUGCUUCUUCAGAGAACUCAUUUUCAUCAGAUUCGUCGCAUGAAUAUUGUGUUCCACCUGAAAACGCUUGUCCUCCUGAACCACCCUCCCACAAGGUGUACUAUGAGGAUGCAGAAGGUAUUUAUGUGCAGCCUAUCCACAAGCCUUCAGAGGAAGUAUUUUCUUCAGAUGAUGACAAAGACAGUAUGGCUGAAGAACCUUUGUAUCAAGUGUACACCAGACGCACACUCCAACGUGAAAGAAACCUCAGCCGACGCCGAUUGAGCAGCGAUGUGUCAUUGAAUGAUGCGGCCUCUCUGGAGGAGUUGACAAAAGGAACACUGAGAAACAUGAGGAUGCUUUGGUGUGAACUGCCAGAGGUCAUGGCGAGUGGAAUUUUAGACAUCAUAAAACCAGAAGAACGGAAACGACAAGAGGCCAUGUUUGAAGUGAUUACGUCAGAAGCGAGCUAUCUAAGAAGCCUCAACAUUCUGAUGUCACACUUCAUCAACUCGGACGAGUUGUCUUCAGGCUCCUCUCUGUGUGUUUUAGAACGAGGCCAGUCACAUGUUCUGUUCUCGAACAUCAGUGCCAUCAAAUCCGUCAGUGAGAGCUUUCUCCAAGCCCUCCGAGCACGUCAAAAAGAAGCUGUGGUCAUUUCGUCUAUAAGUGACAUCAUAGUAGAAUACGCCUCAAACUUUUUCGAUGUUUAUGUAAAGUACUGCUCCAAUCAAACCUACCAGGACAGGGCGUUGAAAGACCUUAGGAAGAGUGUGCGUUUUGUGGAUGCUGUGGCCAAACUCCAAUCAUGCAAAAAGGCGCAGGGUUUGACACUACAGUCCUUUCUAGUUCUUCCAAUGCAAAGAAUAACACGUCUUCCAUUACUAGUAAACGCUAUUUGUCAUCGCUGUGAACCUGGUAGUGAUGAGUACAAUAAAACAGAUAGAGCCUUAGCUGCCAUUAACAAGAUUGUGAAUGAUUGCAAUGAAGGUGCAAGGAAGAUGGAACGAAUGGAAGAAAUAUGUGUUUUACAAACGCAGAUCGAGUUUAAAACAAAGCCUCUUGCCCUGGCGACACCAGCACGGUAUUUACUUCGACGAGGUGAUUUAAUGCAAGUCAGUGUGGAGGACUCAAGGAACCCCCUGAAAAGAUUAAGACCCAAAUUUAAACCUGUCUAUAUGUUUCUGUUCAACGAUCUGCUGCUCCUGGCAAAGAAGAAAAGUGAAAAUCGCUACAUUGCUCUUGAUUACGCCACACGUAACAUGACACAAGUGGACGAGCCACACGACUCUGAGAUAAAUGUCGACCACAUGUUCUCUCUGGUGUUACUAGAAAAUUCAGAAUCGAAAACCAAAGAGUUUUUAAUGGUGGGAAUCACGGAAACGGACAAGACUCGCUGGAUGGAAGCGUUUAAACCACCAGCCGCCGAACAAGAAGGAGAAACUGUUUAUGCUGCUUGGGACUGUCCUCAAGUGAACGCUCUUCACAACUACACCGCUCAACAACCAGACGAGCUCUCCCUUUACGAGGGUGACGUCAUCAAUGUACUGAAAAAACUCCCGGAUGGAUGGUAUCACGGAGAACGAUUAUGUGACGGAACUCAGGGCUGGUUUCCUGCCAAUCACACAGAGGAAAUCCUCAAUGAACAUGUUCGCGCCCGCAACUUGCGUCAGCGAUAUAGAUUGUUAGCGGCUUCCCAGCAUCUUAUUGGUGGAACACUAAGAAUUUGAUCACGUGAUGAUUUUAGAGAUAUUUUAAUGGCAUUUUCAGUCAAAUUCAAAGUUUAAAUCUUAGUCUUACCCAAUUCUGUAAAUACGUGCAAUUUUAUGUUUUUCAAAGCAAGAUAUAUUUUAGUACAAAUAUUUUUAUAGAACUAACGUCCCAGUCCGUCUUGGAGUUAAGUGACCUUUGCUAGAUUUUUUUGUGGUAAAGAGGAACUUGAACUGACAAGGUGUUCAGGCUGCACCAUAGUGAAUUAAUGUUUCCAGAAAUAUUGAUCGUACUUGAACAGUUUAAAAUUGAAUUUGCUUAAUCUAUUACCGAGUUUAGAAGCACGUUCUACACGAUGUUGAAAAUGAAUCAACACUGAACGUGUUGAAUUGAAUGUAACUUUUUCUGAAUUAAGACACAUGUUUUGCGUUCUUGUUUUAGAGAAUAAAUUAUCCUCUUCCUACGAGAACAGCAAUACAAUUUCGAUGAAAAAAGACAAAAACAAAAUGCCGGCGAUUUUAUUUAAGUGUUACUUUCUAACAGGAGCCCUGUUUCUAAUUAUUCGUGCAAUGUUUUUACAUUGGUUUUCUCUGUUCGUGUAGAUCAAGACGAAUUGUAUUUAGGUAACAAUUAUAGGAGAAAUAGUUUUGACCAAUUUUAAUAUAUUUUAUCAAUAUUGCUUGUGAAUAUUUUUUUUGGAAAAUGAUCAGUUCACAGCCACCAUUUGUGCGUUAGCGGUGAAGAAUGAACAUGAUGUGACAAGGAAAUGGAAAUGGUCUGGGUGUAAUUUUGUACUCUUAUGAUGUAAUGUACAUAUUGUUUAUUUCACGAAAUUAGUAAAGUCAUUAUUUUUAACGUGUAGUGUAGAA
This is a messenger RNA of Orbicella faveolata, 5645 nucleotides long. RefSeq lists its product as uncharacterized. Lineage: Eukaryota; Metazoa; Cnidaria; Anthozoa; Scleractinia; Merulinidae. Gene Ontology annotation, molecular function: protein binding; guanyl-nucleotide exchange factor activity. The record is from RefSeq and is a predicted model, not a curated record. Gene Ontology annotation, biological process: activation of GTPase activity.